GUAGUACUGUGUGAGCAAGUAUGAGAGAACCUUAACUAAUUUAUUUCUUUCUUUUUAUCUUCUGCUGCCUUCUCCACCUGGACUUCUUUGCUUCCGAAUCCAGUAUAAGUUUUCGUGUGGGGCGCAGCAAACUAAAAGGAGCAUGAAGCUGGUUGUUGAAGUGGUGGAUGCUCAUGAUCUUAUGCCCAAGGAUGGUCAAGGCUCCGCCAGUCCAUUUGUAGAAGUUGAUUUCCAAAACCAACUAAGCAAAACUAGAACCGUUCCAAAAAACCUCAACCCUGUUUGGAACCAGAAACUUGUCUUUCAUUUUGAUCAACCCCAGAACUGCACCCAUAAAUUCAUACAAGUCUCUGUUUACAACGAGAGGAGACCAAUCCCUGGCCGAAAUUUCCUUGGUAGAGUAAGAAUUCCUUGCUCAAACAUUGUCAGGAAAGGUGAGGAAGUCUAUCAACGCUUCCAGUUAGAAAGCAAGUGGUUUUUCUCUCCUGUCAAGGGUGAGAUUGGCCUCAAAGUCUAUAUUUCACCAGAAUCUGAAACAAAAUCUCCUCCUCCUCCUCCCUUGCCGGCACAACCAUUAUCUUCUCCAACUUCUAGUCCAUCUCCUGCUUCUCUCUCAAGUGCUGUAACUUCUGUUUCAGAUAACACCAUUUCCCGACCAUUAGCUCAAGUUAUAGCAGGAGGGUCUGAAAAAGAAGUCUCAGCUGUUGAUGCCAUCAAAAAGUCUAAGUCUCCAGUCAGAGAGCUGAAGAAGAUCAAGGUGCCUUCCAAAGUAGAGACAGCUGAACACAUAAACAAGCACCAAGUUCUGCAGCAACCCGGAAUAUUCUUUGAGAAAAGAGCAGAAGGUGUGCCAUUCACAAUGCAUUCUGUCACCCCACAGGGUCAUCCUGCUGAGCCAGAAGACUACAAUCUGAAGGAUACCAAUCCCCAGCUCGGUGAAAGAUGGCCUAGUGGAGGAGUAUAUGGGGGAAGAGGAUGGAUGAGUGGGGAGAGAUUUGCGAGCACUUAUGAUCUUGUAGAACAGAUGUUCUAUCUAUAUGUUCGAGUGGUGAAAGCGAAAAAUCUUGCGCCCAGUUCCAUCACUGGCAGCUGUGAUCCUUAUGUGGAAGUAAAGCUUGGAAACUACAAGGGCAGAACAAAGCAUUUUGAGAAGAAAAUGAAUCCUGAGUGGAAUCAGGUCUUUGCUUUCUCCAAGGACAGAAUUCAGUCAUCAGUGGUGGAAGUUCUUGUUAAAGACAAGGAAAUGGUAGGGAGAGAUGAUUAUCUUGGAAGGGUAGUUUUUGAUUUGAAUGAAAUUCCCACCAGAGUUCCACCGGACAGUCCCUUGGCACCGCAGUGGUGCAGAUUAGAGGACCGGAGAGGAGAAGGGAAAGUGAGGGGAGAAAUCAUGCUUGCAGUCUGGAUGGGAACACAAGCUGACGAAGCAUUCCCAGAUGCGUGGCAUUCAGAUGCAGCCUCAGUCUACGGAGAGGGUGUCUCCAGCGUCCGAUCAAAGGUUUACGUGUCCCCAAAACUAUGGUACCUCAGGGUAAAUGUGAUUGAAGCACAAGAUGUAGUGCCAAGCGACAGAAGCCGGUUGCCUGAAGUUUUUGUAAAAGCUCAGGUAGGAAACCAAGUGUUGAGAACCAAGAUAUGUCCAGUUCGAACUACCAAUCCCCUCUGGAAUGAAGAUUUAGUGUUUGUAGUGGCUGAGCCUUUUGAAGAACAGCUGGUCAUCGCUGUGGAGGAUCGAGUGCAUCCUUCAAAAGAGGAGGUGUUAGGGAAGAUAAGCCUGCUGCUGACGGAUUUUGACAAGCGACUAGACCACAGGCCAGUACACUCGCGGUGGUUCAAUCUGGAGAAGUAUGGUUUUGGAAUCCUGGAGGCUGACAGGAGAAAAGAGCUCAAGUUUUCAAGUAGGGUUCACCUAAGAGUCUGUCUAGAAGGCGGAUACCAUGUGCUGGAUGAGUCAACCAUGUACAUCAGUGAUCAAAGGCCAACCGCGAGGCAACUCUGGAAACAGCCAGUUGGGAUACUUGAAGUCGGUAUUUUGGGUGCACAGGGGCUGCUGCCAAUGAAGAUGAAGGAUGGGCGAGGGAGUACGGAUGCCUAUUGCGUGGCAAAGUACGGCCAAAAAUGGGUCCGCACUAGAACAAUUCUUGACACUUUUAGUCCCACAUGGAACGAGCAAUACACAUGGGAGGUCUACGAUCCCUGCACCGUCAUCACACUGGGAGUCUUCGACAAUUGCCACUUGGGAGGAGCCGGAGGCAGAGGUGGUGGCGGUGGUGAUAAAACAAGCGGCAGUGGUGUUGCACGAGAUUCACGAAUAGGAAAGGUACGAAUCCGGUUAUCAACCCUUGAAGCUCACCGGAUUUAUACGCAUUCUUAUCCGCUUCUUGUUCUAAACCCACACGGGGUGAAGAAGAUGGGUGAGCUUCAGCUUGCCGUUCGAUUCACAACUCUAUCUAUAGCAAACAUGAUAUACAUUUAUGGGCAUCCAUUGCUGCCCAAAAUGCAUUACUUGCAUCCAUUCACAGUUAACCAGGUAGAAAACUUGAGGUAUCAGGCCAUGAAUAUUGUGGCCGUGAGGCUUGGCCGAGCAGAACCACCACUGAGAAAAGAAGUGGUGGAGUACAUGUUAGAUGUGGAUUGCCACGUGUGGAGCAUGAGAAGAAGUAAAGCUAAUUUCUUCAGGAUCAUGUCGCUUGCCUCGGGUAUGAUUUCUGUUGGGGGAUGGUUUGGGGAUGUUUGCAACUGGAAGAACCCCGUUACAUCUGUUCUUGUUCAUAUCCUCUUCUUGAUCCUGAUAUGGUGUCCAGAGUUGAUUCUUCCGACUCUUUUUCUCUACAUGUUCCUCAUUGGAAUAUGGAACUAUAGAGUCCGGCCAAGGCUCCCGCCUCAUAUGGAUACAAAGGUUUCGUGGGCAGAGGCUGUAAGUCCGGAUGAGCUUGAUGAAGAAUUCGACACCUUUCCAACUUCUAAACCCCAUGACACUGUUCGAAUGAGGUAUGAUAGGCUGAGAAGUGUUGCAGCGAGGAUUCAGACGGUUGUGGGGGACAUUGCAACACAAGGGGAGAGGUUUCAGUCUCUGUUGAGCUGGAGAGAUCCAAGAGCAACCAGCCUUUUUAUUGUAUUUUGUCUUUGUGCAGCCGUGGUGCUAUAUGCAACUCCUUUUAGAGCGGUGGCUCUUAUAGCUGGUCUGUAUUACCUGAGGCACCCCAGGUUCAGAAGCAAGCUACCUUCAGUGCCUAGCAACUUCUUCAAGAGACUGCCAGCUCGAACAGACAGUUUGCUCUGAGAUAAAAUUUACCAUAGGCUGUGCUGUAAUAAAUAAAUAAAUAGAUAAAUAUAAAUGCCUUGCUUGAAUUUUUCUUUUUUUAUUUUCAUGAAAAUGUCAAAAUAAUCAAAGAUUGCUGUAUCUGCAACCGUAAUGUUAAUGUAAUUUCUGAAUUUAUUUACAGCAAAUUCUUCAUUCUCUUGUAUCUAAAUUUGACCCAGCUUCCAACCGUACAACCAAGAGGAAGGCUCUUCACAAUUCCCUUAUCACACUGGUGCCAUAUCUGGUUUGAACGCAAUAGGCGUAUUUAUCUGUCAUUGUUUCAUCCUAAAUCUGAGAUUAUAUAUAUCAACCGUUGUUUCGUCCUAAAUCUGAGAUUGUACAUUUGAUUAUUGCUGAUGUUUUGAGUUGAGUUUUGCAGGGCCAAAAACAUUUCCACCAUCUCUACGGUAGGGGAUCAAAGCUGUAAUUCAAACUUCUAUCUAUUGAUUAUCUGUUCAUUCUUCUGUAUAGAACUUACCUGGCAGCCCUUAUUGUUGGUGCUGCUUGGCAUGCUUGUUAUUGGGAAUAAGAAUUUACAUUUUAC
This is a messenger RNA of Rubroshorea leprosula, 3845 nucleotides long. Lineage: Eukaryota; Viridiplantae; Streptophyta; Magnoliopsida; Malvales; Dipterocarpaceae. The record is from the annotation of a GenBank genome assembly.